UUCAUACAGCAGUGGAGGAUCUGCAUCUCUGCAUGCUUAGUUUUCUGUUUCUUUUAAUGUUUUUACUUUUUGAUUGUAGGUUCUGUCUUCUGGUACAGUUUUUAACAACACGAAUGGCUAAAGUGUUUUUUUCUCUCCUUUUGGCCAUGUGGUUUUCAGUUUUGUAACUCACUCACUUUUUUAUGAAUAUUACUACUACCUGUGUAACGUGGUUCAGUUUCUUGGAGGUUCUCAAAAUUCAAGAGAAUUUCAUUCUUUUUCAUCCUGCAUACUUUCGGUUGUCAUGUCAGAUGGGAGUUUUUUUAUUUUUACUCAUUUAUAUUUUCCAUGACAUAUCCAUCUCUUUCCUGCUGGUAUUUGGGUUGUUCUACCCACAUUUCUCUGAUUUCCUCUGGAACGUUGUUUUAUUUAUAUUUUUGGUUGGUUUGACCCUUGUUUUUUCAUGGGGACAAUUAGUCAUUUAUUAUUUACUAUUGUUUUUUUAUCGGGAGUAUACAUGAAUAUAAUAACGUAAUGUUUACUUGAUUUUCUAUGCUCUUUUUUAGUCUCUCUUUGAUUCUUUGUUGACAAGAUCGUAGUCUCUUUCGUCUUUUUCUGCUUUUGGGUUUUCACUUUAUCUCUUCUCGUAUUUCUGUGUAGUGGGAAACCAGACUAUUUUGUUUAGUUGUACUAAUUUUCUUGCUUUAUACUUACUUUUUUUUCUCUCUCUCUCCGAACUGUCCACUGCCUCAUUUACCAAGUUUUUCUUUGUUAUUGCAUAGCCAAACGAGGAAAAGGACAUGUAAAUGCCUUUCUUUCCUGUUUAUGCAUUCCCUUUCAGAUUUGUGAGUUGAAAUACAUUAACCGAGUUUCUCUACUUCUUAGAUGUUCUUGUUUUUCUGAAGCUUUUGGUGGUUUUAGCAGGAAGCUUUUUUCUAUUAAGAUAAUGUUCACUGCUUUCUUUUUGUUACUUUCUCAUUCUGGGGAUGUUUUUAGUUUGAGAAAGUGAAGGCUAGAGAGAAGCUUUUCAGAUGCUGCUGCAAGAGACUUAAUACCAAAUAUAUGUUGCGCGUUUAAUUGAACCUCGAUAUCAUUUGAUCUAUCAAUGAUCUGGUUUCAUUAUCCAUUCAAACAGCUUCCAGCAUGUUUUGGCUUUGAUUGUUAAGGAAAGACCCGAUUUUUCUGAGUUGUAAAGUGGUUUAUAUUUUGAGCUGAGAGAAUAUUGGGAAUCAGGAUUGUGUGCUUGGUUGACCAGACUUGCUAUCUCAGCAAUUGAUGUGAGAUCUAGAGUGAAAUUAGGAACAACUUGACCUUAUAUUCAUCAGAUGUCAGCAUUCUGGAGUUGAGCAAAUGGGUUGUUGUGUUUCAACAAGCAGUAGAAGUACUUGUAGCAGCAAGAGCAAUGGAGACACGGUCUCUCCAUCUUGUUUAGAAAUUGGAUUCUGUGGGCAGAAGAGAACAAGACGAACAUUCUCUGAUCAUGUUAUUUCUCUUCACCAUUUACCAUCCUUACCUAGCAGAAUUUUCUCUAAUGGAAAGAGCCGGGGUUCGUGCAUCUUUACGCAGCAGGGCCGCAAGGGUAUUAAUCAGGAUGCCAUGAUUGUGUGGGAAGAUUUCAUGUCUGAAGAUAUGAUCUUUUGUGGUGUUUUUGAUGGGCAUGGUCCGCACGGUCAUCUUGUUGCACGCAAAGUUAGGGAUGCUCUACCUCUUAAACUGCUAUCAUUUUUGCAUUCUUCUGAAUCAAAGCGAAAUGGGUCUGGGAAAACUUGCUUCAAAGGGAAUGUAAAAUCUGAUAGUGUAGAAUUUGAGAAGGAUUGCUCCACAGAGGAUAAAAUGAACUCUAUGUGGAGAGAAGCUUUCAUGAAGGCAUACAAAGCCAUGGAUAAGGAGCUCAGGUCCCAUCCAAAUUUGGAUUGCUUCUGCAGUGGGAGCACUGCUGUGACUAUAGUGAAGCAGGGUUCCAAUCUGUUCAUGGGCUAUAUUGGGGAUUCUCGGGCAAUCAUGGGAUCAAAGGAUAGCAAUGAUUCAAUGGUGGCUAUUCAGUUGACUGUGGAUUUGAAGCCUGAUUUGCCAAGGGAAGCAGAAAGAAUUAAGCGCUGCAAAGGUAGGGUAUUUGCUUUGCAAGAUGAGCCUGAAGUGCCUAGGGUGUGGUUGCCCUUUGAUGAUGCACCAGGAUUAGCAAUGGCCAGAGCCUUUGGAGAUUUCUGCUUGAAGGAGUACGGUGUGAUUUCUAUCCCCGAGUUUUCCCAUCGGCAGCUUACUGACAGAGAUCAAUUCAUUGUUCUUGCAUCAGACGGGGUGUGGGAUGUUUUAAGCAAUGAGGAGGUGGUUGAAAUAGUAUCUUCAGCACCAACACGAUCAUCAGCAGCAAGGAUUCUGGUAGAUUCUGCUGCCAGGGAGUGGAAACUGAAGUACCCUACUUCAAAGAUGGAUGACUGUGCUGUAGUAUGCUUAUUUUUGGAUGGGAAAAUGGACUCAGAAUCUGAUUAUGAUGAACAAGGCUUUUCUUCUGCAACCAUACAGAGCAACCAUUCAGGUAACCCCAUUGAGUCAGAUGAUGGACAAAAGUCUGAGCCAUCAUUGCAGAGGAACUUCACUGUGAGAUCCUCAGAAGAAAAUGAGACUAAUGGAGCACUAACUGUUGAUGUCGAAGAUGGAACAUCAUCAGCUGAUGAUCAAAACUGGUCAGGUUUGGAAGGGGUCACUCGUGUAAACUCACUUGUCCAACUUCCUAGAUUUUCUGAGGAAAGGCCAAACUCUUGAGUUUAUUUGUUGAUUUCAUGGGGACUGUUAUUGUAAUACUUGGCACAACACUGAAUUCAAGAAAGAAAAUUUUUCUGCAGGGGUAUCAUUUUGAUACUCUUUUGUUGGCUAAUCACUCUAGUGGAAAACUACAAUAUCCAAUGCUACUACAAGUGUGUACAAUUCUUACAAUUCGAAAUCGAGUUUAAGAACAUCAAUGGUACAAUUCUUAAGCUUCAGAGCUGCUAA
Molecule: messenger RNA, 2970 nt
Organism: Vigna angularis (adzuki bean)
Lineage: Eukaryota; Viridiplantae; Streptophyta; Magnoliopsida; Fabales; Fabaceae
Product: probable protein phosphatase 2C 52
Exons: 6
Coding region: 1330-2742 (470 amino acids)
Biological process (GO): protein dephosphorylation
Molecular function (GO): protein serine/threonine phosphatase activity
Source: RefSeq, a predicted model, not a curated record